Octopus bimaculoides (California two-spot octopus) is the source of this 7491-nucleotide messenger RNA. RefSeq names its product protein phosphatase 1H. The record is from RefSeq and is a predicted model, not a curated record. Gene Ontology annotation, biological process: protein dephosphorylation. Lineage: Eukaryota; Metazoa; Mollusca; Cephalopoda; Octopoda; Octopodidae. Gene Ontology annotation, cellular component: mitochondrion. Gene Ontology annotation, molecular function: [pyruvate dehydrogenase (acetyl-transferring)]-phosphatase activity; cation binding.
UAAAUUUCAUUGUCUAAUUUUUCCAUGAAGCUGAUGAAAGUUGGUGUGAAUAAAACACAGUAAAGCAAAAUUUAGAAAAUAGUUUUAUUAUUGGAAAGGGAGAAAUGACAACAAAGACUUUGGCAGAUGACAAGGAUUUGACUUAAGUGACUUCGAAGUUAACGCUUUGUGUCUGUGUGUCUGUUUUUUAAUGAAAAAUGUGAAAAUUUGGCAAAGUUUUUAAACUUUUCUUCCGUUUUAUCUCUCUUCACUUGACUGUCACAAAAAAUAUCUAAAGUAGUUUAGCAUUCACAAAAUCGAUGAUUCUUUUUUUCGAAAACUUGUCUGUGUUUUUGUUAUGAGCUGACUUACAUGAAUUUUGAAAAAGAAAAAGUGUGAGGAAUUAUAGAUGAGGUGGUAAGCGGGCCAAAUCCUGUUUAACAGUGUCAUCUGUGAGAGAAGGGGAGGCAGAGCGUGUAAUUGAGGGAGUCGUUAACGACUACACGACAGUAAUUUGGAAGAAAGAUUUGACAAAUCAGCUGCCUUCAAAGCUCUUGGCUUAACAUCUGGCCAUCUUUCGACGACUUGGCCGAUCAUGUCCAGCAGAGUUCGUCAACUUAUUAGUAGUGUUUUUGGUACUUCUUCAAUCAAAUCAGAUAAUUUUCAACGCGUAAAUGGUUCCCGGCGCCUAACAGAAGCUGAAGUAAAUGAUGGUUCUUCGACAUCCUCACAACUUUUUUCCGGAACAUCGGAUACAUCGGCAGAAUCUACUGCUUACCCUUACACACGACCUACAUUUCUCUUUAUGGACUCUGAACAGGUAAAACAGUCAAGAGAUCAAACCAAAAGACCAGCAGUUAUCCCUAAUGACAUCAAUAAGAUUCCUAUUAAGGCUGGCUAUGCUGAAGUAAUAAAUGCUGGUAAAUCACUCAACAAUGAAGAUCAGGCUGUGGCAGUUCGCUGUGUCAUUUCUCGACAUAUUAACAUGGUUCCGACCAACCCUUCGUGCAAUUCUAUAGAGAGAAAUGGAGCCAAUAAUUCUGAGAAAAAUAGCACUGCUGCAGAAGAGUCAAAGAACAAAUUAGAAUUUACCUACUUUGGAAUAUUUGAUGGACAUGGUGGAUAUGGAACUGCUGUCAUGGCAUCCCAAAAUCUCCAUAUAUAUCUCAUGAAACAUUUAACUAAGUUACUUGAUUUAGGCAUGCUGUCAAAGAAAGUCCACUCUUCGUAUCAUAACAUCACAAUUAAUGAUCUUAUAAUUGGUGCCCUUGAGACUACCUUCUUUGAAAUGGAUGACUUAAUAUACCAAGAAAGACAUUUGUGUCCUAAUGCUGGUGGCUGCACUGCACUGGUGUCUGUGUUAUUAGAUGAUAAGCUUUAUGUAGCCCAAGCAGGAGAUAGCAGGGCAGUUAUAAUUAGAAAGAAUGACAUUGUGUGUAUGUCACAGGAGUUUACUCCAGAUACUGAGAGACAAAGGAUUCAGCAACUGGCUUUAGAUAACCCCAGUUUACUUCAAAAAGAAUUCUCACCAUCACAGUUUUCUAGAAAUAUAUGGAAAAAGGAUCUAGGAAAACAAGUAUUACGCCGAACAGGUUAUAUGAAAGGAUGGAGCCCUAAGGUUAUUACAUGUGAUGAUAUUAAACCACCAUUAAUAUGUGGAGAUGGAAAACAGGCUUGUUUAAUGGGAACAAUACGAGUAAGCCGGGGAUUUGGUGAUCAUGAUCUUUAUGUAAUGUCUUCAAAUAUACAUCUGAAGCCUUUUCUAUCUUGUGUGCCUGAGGUGCGAGUAUAUGAUUUAAAUGAUUCUGAAAUGUCUGAUAAUGACAUUCUUUUAAUGGGCUCAGAUGGAUUUUGGGAUUUUGUAUCUAAUGAAGAAGCAGCUGAAUAUGUACGUAAAAGGAUGUUUGAGCUAGAACAGACAGAUGACAAAUUGGUGACAAUUUCUAAAGAACUAGUUUUGAAAGCUCGUGGCGAAAGCAGUUCAGAUUAUGCCUGGAAACGUAAUUCUAAGCAACUAGGGUCCUAUGAUGACAUUACAGUCUUUGUUAUUCCCCUUGGACAAUAUAUGCAAGAACGAAGCGCUAACGUGACGCCUCAGACUGAUGAAGUUACAGCUUUGUGAGAACCUACAGACUCCAUAAUUUCUUGAAACAUCAAAUGAAUCGAUAACUAUUUGUAGAAAGUAAUUUUCUUUUUGUUGUUGUUUUGCAUUAAUUUUUUUUUUCCAUGUUAGCCCACGAGAUGUUUUAGUGACACAACGAUUUUUACUGCCUCUCAUCCACUAGUCAGUCAAAAGGUAAAAGUUAAAACUUGUGUCUCUGAAGCAAACUGAAGAAAAAUUAUUUACUUUCCUCACAAAUCACACUACAGUUUUAAUAUGUGAUUAUAUAGAUAGGAAUGUAGGAUCUUAACUUCAUGACCUUCAGUUUAAAGCAAAGUUGUAACUGAAUUAAAAGAGACAACAAAAUAAUGAUUUUUGUUUUUCACUAGAAAAAUAUUUCUUGCUGGUAAUGUUCUGCUUGGUUAAUGAUGAGACCAAAAUCUGAUGUACAACAGAACUUUGCUUCCAUGUUACCUGAUCCCAACUUCAACCAACAACCAAAAGCUGAUUAUAGUUAGUAAUGGUAACCAACAUCUUUGUUUAGUUACUCAUUCAGAAUGAUGUUUAACUUUUUUUCUUAAUAUAGUGUUGUUGUAACAUAUGUCUAUAGAUGGUGAAAGAAAAAGAGAAGAAAUCCUUUGCAUAAUUUUCACACAUUUUACAUCAAUUAUUUCUUCCAAAAGGAAAACAAUAUGUAAAACCAACUUUGCUAAGCUGUUACAAGAAGGGGAAAGAAAGAAAAUCAAGUGAAUGAUUAUAAUGACACUAUGAAAACUAAAACAGUUAAUAUUAAAAAAUGAUAGAAUUAAACUAGAGAUUACAGAUACUUAAAAAUUCAGGUUUGAUGACAUAUAUAACCAUAACCCUUUCUGUGAAAAAUCCCAAAUGUAUACCACUUCAUAGUUCAACAAAAAUUUGUAAACCGGUUGAGUGUUUAAAUUUGUAAAUUCUAUUUUUUAUUAAGUUGUAUUUAUAAUUCUUUUGAUUAAUUGCAUUCAUUACUUUGACAAUGCAACAUAAGAAGCAAAAUCUAUAUCUUACUAAGUCAAAAGUUUACUUCUACAGGUUUCCAAGUAUCAAAUGGAAAAUAGAUUAUCAUACAGAAGAGUGAAAAAAAAAUUAAUUUGAUAAAGAAUUUUUAUUUCAUGGCAGGAAUCUUUUAAUAUAUUAUAAACAAAAGACUCUUUACCUCAAAUCCAAGGAAAACUGCAAUUUUAUGUUUUGAAAUAGUUAAAGUAGAAUUUAAGAGUUUAAGGCAUAAAUCUAACUUUCAGUGGAAAACUUUUUUCAAUGCAGUGGCUAAAUUGUAAAUUCUAUAUAUCAGUAUUGAAUAAUCAAGCUCUGAAUUUUUUUUUUCAGUGCAGCAAUGGCUCUACAUUAGAUGCAUUUUUUUUUUUGUAAAAUUCAGAAGCAAAAUGUAUUUAUUAUGAUAUAUAUAAUAAAACAAACAUUUAGUUUUAAAAUGUAAUAAACCCUAGACCAAGUUUUUAAUCAGCUGAAUAUUCUAAGUUCUUUGUUGUACAAAUUCAGUGCAAGAAAAGAAAGAGUUGUUUUUAAUUAAAAAAAAAUAUAUAUAUAUCUUAGGAUUUUUGCUGCUGAUAAUGUAAAUUACACAAAAUAAAGUUGAUGUCUAGGACCAAUGAAUACAUAAAUAUAAAAAAAUAUCAAUAGAUUCAACAACAACAAUAUACAAUACAAACUAUAACCUUAUUCCUAGAAUUUGUCUGUUUUAUGAUAAAGAAAAUUCAAAGGUGUUAUCCUGUAAUCAAUUUAAAAGAGGACCUUUAACCCUUUUGUUACCAAAUUUCUGUUGAAAUACACUACCUUCAUUUACAUUAAUUUUGAAAACAAUGAAGGAUUUAGUAAAAUAACUUUGUUGUUAUUAAGCUGAUGUUUGAAACAAAUUCAUAUCAAAUUUUGAUGGAAGGUUUCAUUUUGGAUUAUGUUUUAAACAGAAUUUAUAUCAUUGAACAAGGACCUGUAUUAGGUGGAUUGGUAUCAAAAGGGUUAAAGUUUACUGACAACUGUUCAGGCAGAUGGGUAACUUUUUUAAGAGACAUUUUUCAAACGAUAAAAAUUAGCUGUAAUUCCAUUACAUACACUGUACUUCUUUGAUAGAAAAUAAUAAGUUAUGCACUAUAGUUUAUAGUGCAUGAAAGAGAAGAAAGUUUAAUUUUCCAGUGUAGGAUUUUUUCAUUUUACCAGUUCUUAAACGUUGAAUGAAACAAACCUUUGAUCUGUCACUAAAUGAAAAUGUUUCAUGAGGAAAUAUUUUCAUUCUCAUAGUGUCUGUAACUUCAUAAACCUCUUUUUUGAUAAUAUGGUAAGAGUUUUUUUAAUUACUUUGUAAAAAGUGCCACAGAUCCACUGUUUUGUGAUAAUGUUGCAGCUAUAAUUUCAUCAGUAGCAUUUAAUUGCAAAGAACAAAUCAUCAUCAAAUAUCAAUAGCAGUCAUAGCUGAUCUUUUAAUAUCAUUUUUAAUAGAGUUGAUACAUUUUGCAACCAGAAGGGAAUUUACAUUUAAUAUCUCCCUCAUAUUUGAAGAGUAAGAAGAGAUCUAUUUAACAUCGUGUGCAAAGAACCCAACCAUCCACUGUAAUUCUUUACUAUUUUGAUAAUUCUCGGAUAGGUUGAAAACAUUCUGAAUUAGGAAAUAUUCUCAAUGUGAAAUUGAAUAGCUUAAUAAGGAAACAGAUAUUAGAUUAUAUUUGACUGCUUCAAAGAUAUUCAAAUGGUUACUAUUGUGACCUGACUUCGUUUCACAUGAAACUAGUUAACCAGAUGUAUAUAGAUACCUUUGAGAUUAUUCUCAAUAAUAAAUUCAUCAACAAUUCUUUGAAACUAAGACAUUUGUAAUGCCUAUAGAAACGUACAUAAAACAAACAGAGCUGCACCUAGUUGGAAAGCUGAAUAUGGUCUUUCUACAGGUAUUAUGCCAGCUUGAUGAUAAAUGCUACUUAGGCCAAUUUUGUUAUAAUAUUUAUGUUUGGCUUUAACGUGGUGAGCUGGCAGAAUCAUUAGCAAGCCGGGUAAAAUGGUUAGUGGCAUUUUGUCCGUCUUUAUGUUCUGAGGUUGGCUUUACCUUUUACCCUUUCGAAGUCAAUAAAAUAAGUACCAGCUGAGUACUGGGGUCGAUGUAAUCAACUUACCCUUUCCCUAAGCUUGCUGGCCUUGUACCAAAAUUUGAAACUUAUAUUUGUUUGGCUAUGUUAUUUGGCUAUCUUAUAUAUAUGUUGAAUUAAGCCAAGCUCUGUAAAAUGGUUCAUUAUUUGAGCAAAAUCUCCAUGCCAUUUUUCAUUAAAAUUGCCAAUAACAAUGAAAAUCUGCCCCUCUGAUGAAUUAUUUGGUUCUGUGAUAUAUGUUCUAAAACAAACAUUUGAAAUCUCUUUAUAAAUUCUUUAUCUUCUUUCUCACUCUAUCAGCAAGGUUUGUUUGCAUUAGAUUUGCAGUUUGAGAUGAGAUUUUGAAAAGUUUAACAGGUUUUCUGAUCACUUGUGGUUGAGCAAAACCACAAAAAAAAAAAAAUUAUCCUUGAUAAACAACUCUAAUUUCCAAAAAUCACACUCGCACAAAGUUCUAUAUUUUUAUAUAAUUUAUCUUUCACAGAAACUUUAGUGAUACAAAAUUCAUUAAUUCAUGCUAUUAGCUCAUAAACGACUGUGAAAACAGUAGUUGUUUUGAAAUAUAUUUCCAGAUUGAAUUAAUUCACUAAUUUUUGACACCUGAAAUUUACUGAUGAGAAUUUUGGUUAUCUUGUUAUUAAUUUCUGCCAUUAUUACAAGAGGUAUAAGGGAAUAAUUAUUAGAGAUUACAAUCACCAAAGAAAUAGAUUUAUAUUGAAUAACUGAAGAAGAUACUUAGAUUGUGGGCAGAAUUGGUAUAGCCACCAGACUGGCAGACAAUAGCUCAGUGACCUAUACAUCAACUGUUUUGACAAGCAGCAGUUUUAGCUGGGCAUAGAGAUGGGUAUUUGAGUUGCCACAGAAAAAAACUUGUUUUCUAAUUUUAAGGGUUUACUGUGAUAGAUUGUUCAAAUUUACCAUCUAAAUUUUCCUCAUUAACAUCAGAUAGUCCCACAGAAGCAAUGGGUAUUUGAUAUGAUUCCACAUUAAAUGUCCUUUCUCCAAAGAUCUAACCUGUUGGAUAACACUAUCCAAUGCUAGAGUUUUAUUUUCUAGUAGUCUGGCCCUGAUAAUAUUUGAUAAUUUUUUGUAUAUAAAAGAAUAUCUUACACAAAUGAUUUAUUUUCUUUGGCCAUUAUACCAUUAAAAUUACAAUCAAGGUCUAAUGCAAGAUCUAAUAUUUCCAUCAGCCUUUUGCAAAUGUUACACAGAGAGCAUCUGGUAUAUAUUCCAUUGAGUGGUUUCAUGUAAGCUUCAGGUUAUUUCAGAGCAUUAUCAAAAGUUUAGAAUGUCAGAUUUGUCUGAUCUAACUAUCUUGUCUAUUUUGAAGUAGUAAUUGGAAACUUUUACAUUGAUUAAACUCUUGUGAUAAAGAAAGUUAUAGUUUUUACCCUUCAAUCAGUUCAAAAAGGAAUAUAUCAUCAAUUACUAUUUUAACAGAUGAAAGGAAUAUAACUGUUUUAUAGUUAUGAAGCUCUUAUCAUAACAGUUCCAUUAUGCAUUUUAUUUAACUGAAUAUAGCAUAUUUUCCAAAACAAUAUACAUCAGAGUGCCUGCAAGUAGUAUAUAUCUAUGUGUCUUUCUGUCUGUAUGUGUGUAUUUAGACAAUUGUAUACAUAAAUCAUGUAUGACUAAUGGUUACUGGUAUGGAUCAUGCUACCAUUUUUUGAUACUUGGAUUCAUUCUGUAAAUGUCUUCAUUCCCCACUCUCCAGGCCAAUCAUAGAUUUUCAUAUUAAUUUUGAUAUAUCCUGUUUAUAUUCAUGAUAUGAACUGAUCUCUAAUUUAUUUUACCAAUACAUCUGUUAAUAUCCAGCAGUGCUAUUUUUAAUAAAAUAAAUUUAUCAUAAAAUAAGAUUAAAAAAAGAUGAAUACAUAAAUACUUCUUUUCAUUCCAAAAAAAAAAAAAAAGGUAAAACUGUUAUAACAAAUUAUAUUUUUGAACUUGAAGAGUUUCUUGAAUUCUUUUCUAAACACUGUCACCUACACCUAACUUGAUCAAAGGAAUUUCCAUUUUUGUACAGAAUUUUUCUGGCUUGGCAUAAAGGACAUAUAUAUAUAUAUUUUUUUUUUUUUUGAAGUGCAGAGAACAAUGGAAGGUAUAAAAUUCAUAUAAUGUAUAAAAUAUAAAUAAAUUGGUUGCCAAGCAAUAAAUACCUGUUUCAAUCACAAGUCAGUGGACUUGUGGUAUUUUCUGUCUUAGAUUGGUGCUUUUAAUGGCUAAUGUCAUUCUCAUUUAUAUAAUGUAUAUACAAACAUAUUUCUCUUUGAGAUUAAAUUUGUACAAACA